GCCAGACAGACUCAGACGGCCACCCUUUCUGGGUAAACUGUAGAUACUGUAUCCCAUCAGCUGUUAGGGAAAGCAGGCUUCAGCCAUGUGGUCCUCUGUAGCUCAGCUGGUAGAGCACGGCGCUUGUAACGCCAAGGUAGUGGGUUCGAUCCCCGGGACCACCCAUACACAAAAAAUGUAUGCACGCAUGACUGUAAGUCGCUUUGGAUAAAAGCGUCUGUUAAAUGGCAUAUUAUUAUAAUGUGCGUGGACCCUGAGCAGGGACCCACCAAAGACCAAGGAGACCUGCCAUCCUGAGGUCAUCGUGCUACACAAUCUCUUGCCUUUUAGACUGGCGCCAUGAUUUAGUUAUAGUCAAGGUAGGUCUGUACUGAAGAAAAGUCCACAUUUCCCACUCCUGACUGAAAGUGAAUUUGGUACCACCAGAAUGUGGUACCACCAGAAUUGAGGUAUUAAGGAAAACACACUAUCAAAUGUUUUAUGCAUGUAGCUAUACUAUUUUGUCUGUGUAGCAUUUAAAUACUGUAAGUAGGCUAAAUGACGCUCAAGGGCUCAAGUUUCUCACUGCCAAUUCUGAGGCUGUGCUUGCAUGUGGUUGCCUAAUACCCAGUACUAAGUGAUAAUCUUAUGAUGGAGGGGAAAAUUACUUCAGCACACAUAUUCUCAUAGAUGUGUCCAUACCAAAUUAGGAACACACAAUAUUGGGUGUAUGUGGUCAUUGUUAGUUCAACUCGGGUCAGAACUAUGAUUGAGUGUCAGUUGGCAUUAAGACAGUAACACUAGUACUGUAUUUGAUUAGCGAUGUUGUGUCAUCCAUUACAGCCUAUUUACCACAUUGAUGAUAAUUGAUUAUGCAUUUCACAUUGUUUAAUGACAUCUAUUAUGGCAUUAGGCAUCCCAAGUUACAUCAAUAUUCUGAUGCAAGACAGAUGUUUUCUACAAAGCCAAUUUGGAGAGGGUUUUCUGAGUCAGAUGACAUUUAUACAUGAUCCACCAAAGAACCAUAACUGUUGAUAUUCACCCCAAACAAAUACUUUUGCAUUGAAGAAAUAACUUUAGUCUAAGUGCUAAUUCAUACAUUUUGUAGUCCUUGUGUACGUGUGCUGAAGAUGUCAGAUGUGAGGAGUGUGAGCCUUACAGGAUGAAGUAACAUAGGCAAAAUUGCCACGGGGACCAAAAGGUGCACCCAGGGGGGCCCAGGACCCUGCUCUAGUGUCUUAUUGCUUUGUCAUAUUCCUCUCUUAUUACUGCUACAGUCAAUAUUGGCAGCCAGCCAAUCCCAUAGAAUCAGAGCAUAUUCAGAACAGGUCGAUUUGGCCCCCUCUUUAAUUAUUGGGACAGUGAAGCAUCUUUUUCUUCUUUUGGCUCUAUACUCUAAAAGUUUGGAUUUUAAAUCAAACAAUGACUAUGAGAUUAAAGUGCAGACUGUCAGCUUUAAUUUGAGGGUAUUUUAAUCCAUAUUGGGUGAACCGUUUAGAAAUUACUGCACUUUUUGUACAUAGUCCCAUUUUAGGGGAGCAAAAGUAUUGUGACAAAUUAAGUAUUUGUUCCCAUAUUCAUAGCACGCAAUGACUACAUCAAGCUUGUGAUGCUACAAAUUUGUUGGAUACAUUUGCUCUUUGUUUUGCAUUUAAAAAUGUCUUUAAAAAUGUUUGGGGAGGACUCCCAGGACCCCCCAUCUACUGUCCCCCCCCCCCCAAUAUGUACACCACAAUUUUGCCCUUGUGAAGUAAUGACAUCCUUCACCCUUAGCAGUCGAGCUUGUUUUUCCAUCGAGGCUCUCAGUCGAAGAAGGGUGGUUUCAGUUAUACUUAACACAUGACAGAUGUUGAGAAUAGAGGAUGGAGAGAGAAUCUCAAAGGGAGCUCCUCAGUCUGACACCCAGCUCCUGCCUUCAGAGGUCCUGUGGUCAAGAUUCUAUACCCCAAUCCAUAUUUCUCAGUAUUCCACAAAGGGUAUUUUUAUGAUCUUAUCAAAUGCUUGAGGAAUAUAAUUUAUUAGAUUGGAAAAACACCAGACCUCUACAUUGUAUCAUAUAAUCCCAUAUCCUUACCCCCUCCUCUGCCCCCCAAAAUACAAUUUCCAUGUGAACACUUACCACCUGGCAGCCUGCACCUCACUCUCCUACCCCUGAGCUGUGUGCAGCAUGGGAAUGGUCCUAUUUACAGCCAGUUACCAGGCGGCUCUGGCCUGGGGAUUCUGCAGUAACUGUCUACAGUUACAAAUCACUCUGCCAGUUCCCAGUGGAACACAACACCGCCUCCGGGAGUCCAAAGGCCUGUAGACAUAGGGUGGUGCCCCUGAACGGCUACCUCAGUCAGGGAAGGCCACAGUAACCAGAGGCGUCUUGGAGGGAUACCCAUGGCAGGAUGGUGUCAAACCAGAGGGAACGUGACAGGGAAUUGUUGUGUGGCUGGCAGCAGGUGUGAUGGAGAUGCUUAAAGAGGCAAGGGAGCUGUUGCCGCCUCACGUGUCAUUAGGGAGUUAAGGAUCAGAAAGUGGAUAUGGGACAAAACAGGAAAACGGAUGGCCGAGAGGGAUAAAAAAAGAUGCUUAAACUAUGGGAAUCUGUGUUUUCCCUGGCCCGGGAGGCAAGCGGUUCAGAUCUGCACUGUUGCAUCUGCCUGAUGCCUUGCCAGGUCUGUAAUGAGUGCCUUUCAGAUAAGGUGCUUGUGUCAGCAGUUUAAAGGGUUCCUCAUGCAAGCGACCAGAGAAAGCUUUCCCGUAGGCAUUACCAAAUAGAACCGCCAUCAUCAGAAAGGGCCUUCGAAAUAGACCGACCGACACUGCAUUAAACCCAUUAUUCCAUUGAUUAAAUGUGUACCUCGAAACCAACUGAAUUUUUUCGAUCUUGUCUCAUCGCUGCAACUCCCCAACGGGCUCGGGAGAGGCAAAGGUGGAGUCAUGCGUCCGCCUAAACAUGACCCGCCUAACCACGCUCCUUAACACCCGCCAGCUUAACCCGGAAGCCAGCCACACCAAUGUGUCGGAGGAAACACUGUUCAACUGGCGACCAGGGUCAGCCUGCAGGCACCCGGCAUGCCACAAGGAGUUGCUAUAGCGCGAUGAGCCAAGUAAAGCCCCACCGGCCAAAUCCUCCCCUAACCCGGACGACACUGGGCCAAUUGUGCACCGUCCCUAUGGGACUCCCGGUCACGGCCGGUUGUGGCAGAGACUGGGAAUGAACCUGGGUCUGUAGUAACGCCUCUAGCACUGUGAUGCAGUGUAUAAACCUUUUUCUUUCCCCGUAACCCGCAACGGUUUGGAAAUUCAAUGCUCUGAUUCUAUGGGAUUGGCUGGCUGCCAAUAAUGACUGUAGCAGUAAUAAGAGAGGAAUAUGACAAAGCAACAGGUGAUUCAAAUAACAACUCAUCAUCAAGCUUUGAUUAUUUUAAUCAGCUGUGUAGUGCUAGGGCAAAAACCAAAAUGUGUGCCCAGGGGGAGGUGGCCCCAGGACCGAGUUUGGGAACCUGCACUAGAGUAGGUGUGUUAUUGUGAUUAUUGGUACGGCUGCAAUGUGGUCAAAGGUACGAGGCGAUGUUGAGUGGUUUAAUUCACAUCAAUGAACUGGCAUCUUCUUUACUGUCUCAUCUCACUUGUAGUCAACAAGAAAGUUGUGAUUUCCCAGAACCUCUGAUGUGUACAUUUGGGAACUACGUAGGCUAGGCCUACUGAGUAAGAUGGAUAAUUUAGCAUUGUUUGUGAGUGUCUGUAUUUCAGUGUUUGUGUGUGUGCAUUUUGGAAUACAGUGUACACACAGAGCUAUAUAGUAAACCCAGCAUUUGACAGUUUCUCUGUUCUAUAGAAUGCUGGAGAGAUCCUGUGUAGCGCCCCCUUGUGUGGAGGAGGAAUGACGACGCCCCCUCGAUGAGAGCAAUGGAGCUGAAAGUGUGGGUGGACGGAGUGCAGCGGAUCGUGUGUGGCGUCACAGAGCUCACCACAUGCCAGGAGGUGGUCAUCGCCCUGGCCCAGGCCAUUGGUGAGUUAAUCCAUCAGCAAUAUUGUCCAAAAAAGAAUUAAAGGGAUAGUUCAAGGGAUAAGUUGAAAAUAAGAUCAAACUAAAGUGAACUACUGUAUCCCUUUAAGCCUUACCAUAGUUCGUGUAAGAAUGCAUCCUUUCACAGGACACUAGCCCCACCCCCAUAACCUUCACUUCUAUGGGAUUGAGCCACACCCACAAUUUAUCUGAUUAGUCAAGUCAGCUGAAUCCUCACCUAUCUUCUAAUGAUUCUAAUGUGGAGCGUUUUGCCACAUCCACAGUGCAUGCAGCAUAUUUGACAGUCUGUUUCUGAAAGAUGCUAAAGAUAGUGGAGUGCACCAAGAUGAGAGUUGACUGGGAGUGAACAGAGAUUGUGAGAAUCAAGAUGAGCUGUGUUGGGAUGAUUCAUAGAUGUUGUGUCAUUGAGAUGCUCGCUGAGGAGAAUAGAGAACUACAGUACAUAAUGACUGUAUUGUAUUCCCAUGAUGAUACUGAAUUUAUGUAUGAGAAGCUAUUUCCCCAGCCACAUCUAGAGGCAACAAAAUAAGAUUUAAAGAAGCUGUCUGUUCCCACCGCUUCUAGGUAGAAAUAGCUGUAGAACCAGCAUGGAGCCACUUUUAAAGGUUCACCUCUUUGCAUUAUGGACCUGUACUGAACUGUCUGUGUGAGUAUGGCUCAGCCCGACAAUACCCUGCUUUCAUUCGUCUAUAGCCAUGAAGUGCUUUGAAAGGCUGAUCAUGGCUCACAUCAACAGCAUUAUCCCAGAAACCCUAGACCCACUCCAAUUUGCAUACCGCCCGAACAGAUCCACAGAUCUCCACACUGCCCUUUCCCACCUGGACAAAAGGAACACCUACGUGAGAAUGCUAUUCAUUGACUACAGCUCAGCGUUCAACACUAUAGUGCCCUAAAAGCUCAUCACUAAGCUAAGGACCCUGGGAAUAAACACCUCCCUCUGCAACUGGAUUCUGGACUUCCUGACAGGCCGCCCCCAGGUGAUAAGGGUAGGUAACAACACAUCUGCCACGCUGAUCCUCAACACGGGGGCCCCUCAGGGGUCGUGCUCAGUCCCCUCCUGUACUCCCUGUUCACCCAUGACUGCAUGGCCAAGCACGACUCCAACACCAUCAUUAAGUUUGCUGACGACACAACAGUGGUAGGCCUGAUCACCGACAACGAUGAGACAGCCUAUAGGGAGGAGGUCAGAGACCUGGCAGUAUAGUACCAGGAUAACAACCUCUCCCUCAACGUGAUCAAGACAAAGGAGAUGAUCGUGGACUACAGGAAAAGGAGGGCCGAGCACGCCCUCAUUCUCAUCGACAGGGCUGUAGUGGAGCAAGUUGAGAGCUUAAAGGUCCUUGGUGUCCACAUCACCAACAAACUAUCAUGGUCCAAACACACCAAGACAGUUGUGAAGAGGGCACGACAACACCUAUUCCCCCUCAGGAGACUGAAAAGAUUUGGCAUUGGUCCUGACAUCCUCAAAAAGUUAUACAGCUGCACCAUCGAGAGCAUCCUGACUGGUUGCAUCACCGCCUGGUAGGGCAACUGCUCGGCCUCCGACCGCAAGGCACUACAGAGGGUAGUGCGUACGGGCCAGUACAUCGCUAGGGCCAAGCUUCCUGCCAUCCAGGACCUCUAUACCAGGCGGUGUCAGAGGAAGGCUCUAAAAAUUGCCAAAGACUCCAGCCACCCUAGUCAUAGACUGUUCUCUCUGCUACCGCACAGCAAGUGGGACCGGAGCGCCAAGUCUAGGUCCAAAAGGCUUCUUAACAGCUUCUACCCCCAAGCCAUAAGACUCCUGAACAGUUAAUCAAGUGGCUACCUGGACUAUUUGCAUUAACCUCUACCUACAUGUACAUAUUACCUCAAUUACCUCGACUAACCUGUGCCCCCGCAGAUUGAUUCUGUACCGGUACCCUCUGUAUAUAGCCUUGUUACUGUUAUUUUAUUGUUGCUCUUUAAUUUAAAUUUAAAAAAAAUUAAACUUCAGUUUGAGUAAAUACUUAUUUUUCUUAACUGCGUUGGUUAAGGGUUCUACACCUGUUGUAUUCGGCGCAUGUGGCAAAUAACAUUUGAUUUGAUUUGAUGCUGUUUUAAUUUCAUACUGCUGUCAUUUCAUACUGUUUUAAUUUCAUACUGUUUUCAUUUAAUACUGCUGUGAAUUCAUACUUUUUUCAGUUCAUACUGUUUUCAGUUCAUACUGUUUUCAGUUCAUACUGUUUUCAGUUCAUACCGGCAUAGUUUUGCACUUGCACUUUGCACUGCUUAGAACCAAAAUUCUGUGGAGAUGUCAUGGUUUACAUAGGUCAUUUUUUUUUAGAGAAAAUACUUGGAGGUCCUAGAGGUAGCAUGUAAGGGUUAAAUGAAUCCAUUGGAUUUGUACAUGCUAUUCCAUUGUGAUCCAUGCACAGAUGCAUGAUUGUAGGACUAACAGUUAAAUGCUGUGUCUUUUCAUCAACAGUACAGGAGUUAUGGUCCAGGCCUCUUUUGUAUGUGUUCAGUCUUUUGUCUGGCCCAGGGCCACUUUGAUGUGAAAGGCCUUCAGCCAGAUUCAGCUGUAAUGACAACUGUGUUCCUUUCACGGUGGUUCUGCUGUUGAGAGGGGAAAGACUGUGGCUUGUGCUCUUAUCUGCAGCAGAACACACACACACACACACACACACACACACACACACACACACACACACACACACACACACACACACACACACUGAUUUGGGGCUGGAGGAAUUUUAUUGAACCGUACUCCAACCCUAGCAUGAAUGGGAACUGAACAACUGCUCCUAUAUUUGAAUAGAGAAAUUCCUGUUGGGUUCUUCCUGGAAAAAACAACCCAUUACUCUGAAAACUCUGCACAGUGCCCGCCCACUAAACUGUGUCUGAAAGCAAGCGGGGUAAUUGUGAAUGGAUCUGCCAUAGAGUUUCCCUGUUCUUAGCUGAGGUGAAAAGUUCAGAUUAGGGUUGGGAUAACAAUGACAAAGUCAAUGGUAGAUGAACUCUGUAGUCUGUUGCUACUGCAGAAUGUAGUCUAGCUACUGGUCUGUCUGUAACUGGUUCACCGUUUGGUAUGUGGCAAGAAAUAGCAAACAACGUGUUCUUUUUCAGCCGCGUGACUAGUGUACAUUGGUAAUCUAAGCUCAGUUACUUUGUAAAACUCUAUAUGAAUCCAAUUCAUUCAUCUGAUCAAAUUAUUCUCUCUUUCCCAGGGCGUACUGGCAGGUACACGUUGAUCGAGAGAUGGCGGGAGACAGAGCGCCACUUGGCCCCGCAUGAGAACCCUGUGGUGUCCCUCAACAAGUGGGGCCAGUAUGCCAGCGACGUGCAGCUGGUCCUCCAGCGCACCGGCCCCUCCCUCAGCGAACGUCCCAACUCCGACGGCUCAUCCCGCAUCCCUGAGCGCGGCCUCUAUCGCCAGAGCCUGCCUCCUCUGGCCAAGCUACACCCGGCGGCCAACGACCACUCGCUCAAGCGCCGGGAGCCCAAGCGUAAGUCCCUCACCUUCACAGCUGGGGCCAAGGGCCUGAGGGAUAUUUUUGGGAAGGGCAGAGAUGCCGAGGCCAAGCAGCAGCAGAGAGUGCUGAACCAGGGCAGGGGCGUGGUGUCUGUGCCCCCCAGUCCAGCCCGGGAGCUGGCGCACCUGGUCCAGCUGCAGAAGGACAAGCUCCAGCUGCUGGAGAGCCGGCUGCAGGGCUGCGAGGCGGAGCUACAUGGCUGGGAGAGAGGUGGUGGUGAUGGCGGUGUGUGCGUCGAGGGUGUCAGCGUGCUGGAGGAGGAGCUGGUGCAUCUGGAGCAGCAGCUGCGGAGGAACGAGGUGGAGAUGUCGGAGGAGGAGUUCUGGCAGAACGAGCUGCAGAUCGAGCAGGAGAGCGAGCGGCAGCUGAGGGAGCAGCUCCAGGAGCUGAUGGGACGGGUGCGGGAGUGCGAGGCCCGGCUGGGGGAAUACCUGACCCGUAUUCAGGGCAUGGAGGCAGGCCUGGAGCAGGAGACUGAGAUGAGCAGGCAGGUGGACGAGGAGGAGGCCCGGGCCCAGCUGGGGAAGGUCAGGGCGGAGCUGGAGCAACAGGUUCAACACAGAGUGCAGCUGGAGAGCAGCUGCAGGGCUGUGGACCGCUCACUGGGACAGUCCAGCAAGAAACUACAGGUGAGCUUUGAUAGAAAUACAAAUAUAUAGGAAAACAUUGAUUGUACAUACACAAAUUCAGCGUUUUAGGCAGGUGCUGGAGACACUGCAAUCUACGCUCCUAUGUGCUUUGACUGAUGAAGACUUAAGGGUUGAAACAGCAAUAGAGAGAGAAGUGCCAUACUAAAAUGUACCAUUGAUUCCUAAUGGUUUUGAAAAUAAUACAUGAUGUACAUAAACAAACACCUUAUGUAGAAUAGGGUUGUAAACAACAACAUUAAUCAUUGAUUGGAGGACACAAACACCUUAUGUAAAAUAGGGUUGAAAACAACAUUAAUCAUUGAUUGGAGGACACAAACACCUUAUGUAAAAUAGGGUUGAAAACAACAUUAAUCAUUGAUUGGAUGGUGAUUAUACUGUGAUGAUACCUUUUGCAGAAAUAAAUAUAAUGAACUAAGACACGUAAGCCCAUUUUACAGGGCUGCAUAAUGUCUGGAAUAUAUAUAUAUAUAUAUUUUACAUUCGUCUGGCGCUGAUGAAUAUUCGUUUGGAUUCAUGUCCUUGACAAAAUCAUGUUUACAAUGAAACAGAACUGUUUAUUAAUUCAAGCAUGGUUUCUCACUGCCUGGGAAGAAUGUUGUUUUUGAAGUUACUGGGUUUGAUUGAAUAGGGCCCUACUGUUUUUAGUAGGAACAUUUUGGAAGCCUCUUAUUAGUCCCCAUGAUGUAACGUUUACUUACAGGGUGGGGUACACCACAUAGGCUGCGUUUAGACAGGCAGCCCAAUUCUGAUCUUAUUUUCACUAAUUGGUCUUUUGACCAAUCAGAUCAGCUCUGAAAAAGAGCUGGUGUGAAAAGAUCUGAUGUGAUUGGUCAAAAUAUCAAUUAGUGGAAAAAAUAUCAGAAUUGGGCUGCCUGUCUAAAUGCAGCCAUAGAGUGGGCGUGAGGUUAAAAAAAAGAAAAAAUAUUUGGGUGGUGAAUUAUACUACUGGUGAUUUUGGGGCCUGAAAAGAACUACAGAUCUACUCCACCAGACUAGACUUCCAUUACUCUUUCCAUAGAACCAACUCUUCCUUAGCUGGGGCCUAGAAUGACCGCUCCUUUAUUAGUGGGUUUAACCACCUGCAACAUGUAUGUUACCGUACAUUUUCUGUUUUUAAAGGUUCUCAAUGCAACAAUUCCACCUGCAAAUAGCCUUAAAUGUAAAGGAAUACAAUUCCACGAGAGAAAAAUAUAAUAUUUUAAACAUCGUAUGAAUCUAUAAAGUUGCUUGUUAGCCGUGAGUGGCCAGACGGGCCCCCAUCAGUGGACAAACCGAGUAUACAGGGAAGUGGAACUGUGACAGGAGAAACUGCAGGGGAAGUAAAUGACUUGUUGACUGGUUGUUUGUUGCAGGAGAAGGAGCAGGAGUUGGAGCAAUUGACCAGGGAGCUGAGACAGGUGAACCUUCAGCAGUUCAUCCAUCAGACUGGCACCAAGGUCACUGUUCUACCAGCCCAGCCCAAUGACCAGGAGAAUAACACAGGUACACACAAGUAUUACAAAGCAUCCUAGUCAGAUUGUUUUUGCCCAAUCUGGGCUCAGACAUUUCAAACAUUGUUCUAUUAUCCAACACUACCCCCUAGUGGAAGUUAAUAUACCAUCUUUGGUUUUUGUAAAGCUCAUUAUAUGGCUAGUAAUGUCACUUUUUGUCACACCACAGUCAAAUCUACACACUAACUGCUCAACCUGAAAGUAAGAAUUCUAAAAAAUUGUUAUUAAAAAUACCACUUAACAUUGACUUCUUGAUUACUUCCUCCUCCCCCCUCUCUCCAGGCUCGCUGAAACGGCUGGGCUCCUCCCGCCUCCUCCCCAGUGACCUCCGGGCUCUGCAGAGUCCAGUGUCUUCAGGCCUCAACCCUGAGGGCAUCUACGUCUGACCCCUGACCUUUACCUUCUGCUGGCUACCAUCAGUGACCCUCUGCUGGAAUUGAGUUGGCUUCUCCCCUGGAGGAUCCAUCUCUUAUCAUCUCCAUUGGAGCUCCUCCAGAGGAGGCUGGUGGGAGGAGC
This is a messenger RNA of Coregonus sp. 'balchen', 10150 nucleotides long. NCBI's taxonomy places the organism in Eukaryota, Metazoa, Chordata, Actinopteri, Salmoniformes, Salmonidae. The record is from the annotation of a GenBank genome assembly.